GUGGAAACCGCCAGAGCGCUCGAAAACCGCUCAUAUCGUGCUUUGAAAACGAAAGACUUCAACUGGCAACAAUCAAGCGACGAACCCGGAUUGAGCCGGUUCCGGCGUGGUCCGAUUGCAGAUCUGGAGCUGGCCCGAGCCCCAAAGCCGAUGGUGUCGAACCAGUGUGACGAGUGAACAAGUGAACAAGAGUGCUCGAGAGAGAGAGAGAGAGAGAGAGAAAAAAAAAAUCCUAAAAACAGAUAGCCCCCAAAAAAACAGGAGGCUCACCAAACCCACGAGAACGAAAGUUUGAGGGCGCGUAAUCGCAAAAGAGAAACUCUCCUCACCCAACUCGGGCUCAACGGGGGAAACACGGUUCGCUUUCCCUGAGAACCCGUCAACUCCCAUUUUUCCCGACAGCGCAAUCAACUAAGGAGCUGCACCUGACCGCGUGCAACAUGUUCAGGUUACUGGCAAUAGCUGCGGCUAUUGCAGUCGCCGGUAUCGAUGGUCAGUUUUUGGCCUUCGACCAACAUGCAACGGAGUGUGCCUUGUACGUGAACGGACCUGGAAAGUCGUCCGCCUUCGACUACAAUCUGAACCUGUUCCGCGGUACCAUCGCUCCUCUGCACGCCGAACCGACCACCUGUAUUACGUACGAUGCCAUUAACCAGGCGUACCUGGAUGCCCGGAAGCGGAUCCGAGUGUCGCAGCCGAAAGGCGACUGGAAGACGGAGGACAUCGCAACAGUCGGUGAGCUGCUGCUGGACAUCUCGAUCCAGCUAGCUCGCACGUACGGUCUGUCGUAUGAGGAGAUUGAGAAGGGUCUUCCCUCGAUUGACACCUCGAAGACGCUCAUCCGGGAGGUGUGUCCAGCGUUCCUGUCCGGUGUUGAGUGUCGUCCAGGCAAGUACCGACGUGUGGACGGUCUCUGCAACAACCUGAAGCACCCAACCUGGGGUGCGGCGAUGACUCCUUUCCAGCGACUAAUCGGACCACUGUACUCGGACGGUAUCAACGCCCCUCGCAUCUCGAUCACUGGCCACGACCUGCCACUGUCCCGUGUUGUCUCACGUACGAUCCACCCUGACGAGGGUUACCAUGACCACGCCGGUACGGUGUUCGUCAUCGCCUGGGGUCAGUUCAUGGACCACGACUUCACGCUAACCGCAACACCGCUCGAUCCGAUCAACCGCAACGACCCUGAAGAAUGCUGCAAGAGACCUCCCCACCUGAAGCACCCGUACUGUAACGAAAUCCGCGUCCCAGACGACGACUACUUCUACCGCCUGUUCAACGUCAAGUGCAUCGACUUCGUGCGUGGCUUCCCAUCUCCACGAGCCGGUUGCCGAUUGGGAUCACGCCAGCAGUUCAACACGCUAACCUCCGUCAUCGAUGGCAACACGAUCUACGGUGUAAACGAGAAGUUCACGCGCAAGCUCCGUACCGGCUAUAACGGGCUGUUGCGCAUGAACCCGGUGUUCGCUGAGUACGGAUUGAAGGAUCUGCUUCCGUUGAAGCUGGACGUCCCGGAUGAGGGUUGCACGCGCCCGAACAAGAGCAUGUUCUGCUUCGAAGCUGGUGAGAUCCGUGUCAACGAACAGCUGGUGUUGACCUGCAUGCACACGCUGUUGGCACGCGAACAUAAUCGCAUCGCAACCGAGCUUGGCAAGAUCAACCCGCACUGGGACGAUGAGACACUGUUCCAGGAGUCACGUCGCAUCAACAUCGCAAUCAUCCAGCACAUCACGUACAACGAGUUCCUACCAAUCCUGCUCGGCAAGGAGGUGAUGGAGAAGUUCGGCCUGCUCACGCAGAAGGAGGGCUACUGGGAUGGUUACGAUGAGAACGUCAACCCGGCCAUUAUCGACUCGUUCGCGUCGGCUGCGUUCCGAUUUGGGCACUCCCUGUUGCCAACUGCUGUUGAGCGCUGGUCGAAGGCACACAAGUUCAUCGCCUCCAAGCGACUGUCAGACCUGAUCCGACGUCCGUACGACCUGUACCGUGCCGGUGUGUACGAUGAGUACCUGAUGGGGCUGAUGAACCAGGUUGCGCAGGCCAUGGACGACUCGAUCACGCAGGAGGUCACCAAUCACCUGUUCAAGAAGGAGGGUGCCCGCUUCGGUAUGGAUCUGGUGUCGUUCAACAUGCAACGUGGCCGCGAAUUCGGUGUACCCGGCUACAUGGAGUUCCGCAAGUUCUGCGGUCUGCCUGCGUCGGAUAACUUCGAGGAGCUGUUUGGUUCCAUGCCCAACGAAACCGUGCGACGCUACGAGAGCAUCUUUGAUCACCCAGCUGACGUGGAUCUGUGGUCUGGUGGAGUGUCCGAGCGGUCACUACCGGGUUCAAUGCUGGGACCGACCUUUGCGUGUAUCAUCGCCACGCAGUUCAGCUACGUCCGGCGUGGAGACCGCUUCUGGUAUGAGCUGCCAAACCAGCCAUCCUCAUUCACGCCCGAACAGCUUCAGGAGAUCCGUAAGGCGAAGCUCGCCCGACUGAUCUGCGACAACACCGACCUGAUCGACACCGUGCAGAUCUACCCGAUGGUGCUGCCCGAUCACGAAAUCAACCCACGAGUGCCAUGCAAGAGCGGAAUUCUUCCAUCAAUCGAUCUGUCGAAAUGGGCCGACUAUGGUCACGAAACUCAUUCUCCCCAUCAAUACCAAUUCCUGAACGACAUCCCGGAGACGAUCGGAUUCAAAUAAAUGCGCGUAACGGACGCUAACCAGAGACGUUCGCCGCUCUGUACGCUGAGAUUCUAGAAUUAACCCAACCCUUUCCGGCUUUCCUGGCCGAACGAACCCCAACGUACCCCCCGCUCACCUAGCAUUUAGCCAUCUACUCUUCUUGUCCCCGCUGUCUCAUUGUAUUAUACACAUUUCAAGAUUGUUUCGAAUCGCGUCCUUUCUCCUCAACAUUGUUACUUGCGAGCACUCGAUCGAUGCUCCUGAACGCAUUUAGCCGAGGUACUCCUCGGCACAGACACCACUAGACAAUAGUGGACCUUGGGAAGGACGAUCUCCGGGAACGGAAAAACCCUGUGUGUCCUGCUGCGAUGUGCCUGAUGACGCCCUCUGGAGUAUCACCAAUGCCAGGGAAAUGUAUCCGAACCGGACAUCUGCUCUUCAUUUGACACCAACGUCAUCGCCAUCGAAUGCACAUUCCACUAGUGUUGAUAAUCCACCUAAGCUCGGACGUAACAGACCUUGCAACUCAUCCACAGGGUUACACGGGCCACGGUUAGAGGUUUCCAUAGGCCGCAGCCGAAUACGCAGCACGUCCUGCUCGCCACGAAUGUUUUUCACCUUAAGACAAUUUAUAUAUAAAUACAUUUAUUCUGUUUCCCUUUUUUUUAUUAUUUUUAUUAUAUUGUUUAGAACGGCCCUUGUUUUGUGUAAUAUUUAUGUAAAUAAUAAAUUGUUCGAUCAA
Anopheles nili is the source of this 3411-nucleotide messenger RNA. It is a transcript of the gene cysu, whose product is annotated as peroxidase. Gene Ontology annotation, molecular function: peroxidase activity; heme binding. Gene Ontology annotation, biological process: response to oxidative stress. The record is from RefSeq and is a predicted model, not a curated record. Bases 441 to 2687 code for a protein of 748 amino acids. The transcript has 8 exons. Lineage: Eukaryota; Metazoa; Arthropoda; Insecta; Diptera; Culicidae.